Mus pahari (shrew mouse) is the source of this 2056-nucleotide messenger RNA. RefSeq names its product zinc finger protein 431-like. Gene Ontology annotation, biological process: regulation of DNA-templated transcription. The transcript has 4 exons. NCBI's taxonomy places the organism in Eukaryota, Metazoa, Chordata, Mammalia, Rodentia, Muridae. The coding region runs from base 116 to 1492 and encodes 458 amino acids. The record is from RefSeq and is a predicted model, not a curated record.
CAGGUUAAUUUUGAGAAUUACAGAUGCAAGUUCUUCACCUUGAUUUCUGGAGGAAGAAGGGGAAGUUAGUGCUGGGUGCUCUGAGGGACGCUCAGGCCAGGUCCUAAGUCUCGACAUGGAUGCAGUGAGCUAUGAUGAUGUGCAUGUGAACUUCACUCAGGAAGAGUGGGUUUUGUUGGAUCCUUCACAGAAGAGUCUCUACAAAGAUGUGAUGCUGGAGACCUACAGGAACCUCAGUGCCAUAGGCUACAAUUGGGAAGACCAUACUACUGAAGAACAUUGUCAAAGUUCUAGAAGACAUGGAAGGCAUGAAAGACGUCCCACUGGAGAGGAACCUUAUGAAUCUAGUAAAAGUGGUAAAGCCUUUGCAUAUCACCAUCAUCCUCAGUGGCAUGAAAUAAUUCAUACUGGUGAAGACUUUGCAUAUCACAGUAGUCUCCAAAUAUAUAAAGGAAUAGCUAUUGGAGAGAAACCUUAUGAAUGUAAUCAGUGUGGUAAAGCAUUUACAUAUCAUAGUCAACUUCGAAGACAUAAAAGAACACAUACCGGGGAGAAACCCUACAAAUGUAAUCAAUGUGGUAAAGCCUUUUCACAAAAUGGUCAUCUCAUAAUACAUAAAAGAACACACACUGGAGAGAAACCUUAUGAAUGCAAUCAAUGUGGUAAAGCAUUUACAGAUCAAAGUCAACUUCGAAUACAUAAGCGAGCACAUACUGGAGAGAAGCCCUACAAAUGCAAUCAGUGUGAUAAAGCCUUUUUGCAAAACAUUAAUCUCAGAAUACAUAAACGAGCACAUACUGGAGAGAAACCCUACAAAUGUAAUCAAUGUGAUAAAGCCUUUGCGCAAAAUGGUCAUCUCAUAAUACAUAAAAGAACACAUACUGGAGAGAAACCUUAUGAAUGUAAUCAGUGUGGAAAAGCGUUUGCAGAUCAAAGUCAACUUCGAAUACAUAGAAGAAUACAUACCGGAGAGAAACCCUACAAAUGCAGUCAGUGUGAUAAAGCCUUUGCACAACAUAGUAAUCUCCGAAUACAUAAAAGGACGCAUACUGGAGAGAAACCCUAUGAAUGUAAUCAAUGUGAUAAAGCAUUUUUACAAAACAUUAAUCUUAAGAUACAUAAAAGAGCACAUACUGGUGAGAAAUCUUAUGAAUGUAAUCAGUGUGGAAAAGCCUUUGCACGUUACUAUCAUCUUCAAUGUCAUGAACGAAUUCAUACUGAAGAGAAACCUUACAAAUGUAAUCAAUGUGAGAAAGUCUUUUCUCAAUCACACAGUCUCCAAAUACACAAAAGGACACAUACUGGAGAGAAACCUUAUGUAUGUAAUCAAUGUGGUAAAGCCUUUGCAGAUAAUAGUCACCUUCGAAGACAUACAAGAACGCAUACUGGAGAGAAACCCUAUGAAUGUAAUCAAUGCGGUUCAGCCUUUUCACAAAACAGCUAUCUCAGAAUACACAAAAGAACGCAUACUGGAGAGAAACACUUUGAAUAAGCAAGCAAUAUGGUAAACUCUUUGCGUAUAGCAGUAGCCUUAGAAAUCAUGAGAAAAAUCAGCCUACAGAGAAACCCCACAAAUGGAGUGAGUGUGCUAAAGUUUUGUACUUCAUUGUAUCUUUAUACAAGAGGAAAAUCUGCAGUGUGUAAUCAGUCGGCUAAAGACUGCAUGUCCCAGUAGUCUUUGAGGUUCUGAGAGAACUACCGAAGGAAGUCUAUGACUAUAAGGGAUUUGGUACGAUCUUUAACCAACACACAUUCAGUUACACAACAUUAUUUAUUCUAGAGACAAAAGUGUAACAACGUGUCAAAAAUCUCUUCAAGCAUUGUGAUGUCACUGUUUUGGUUGCACUUUUGUUCCCACCCAUUUUUGCACGUUGAACCAUCUCUGCAUCUCUGGGAUGCAGCCAACUUGAACAUCAUAUGUGAUACUUUUGGUCUUUUCUUUGAAUUUGCAAGUAUCUUAUUAUUUUUACAUCUGUGCUCAUGUGGGAAAUUGAUCUAUAAUACUCUUUUGUUUUUGUUUUUGUUUUUCAUUGAUUUGGGUAUCAGAGUAACUGUG